Messenger RNA from Thermothelomyces thermophilus ATCC 42464, 1947 nucleotides. RefSeq lists its product as uncharacterized. Bases 81 to 1610 code for a protein of 509 amino acids. The record is from RefSeq and is a predicted model, not a curated record. The transcript has 3 exons. Gene Ontology annotation, molecular function: cysteine desulfurase activity; pyridoxal phosphate binding. Gene Ontology annotation, cellular component: nucleus; mitochondrion; cytosol. NCBI's taxonomy places the organism in Eukaryota, Fungi, Ascomycota, Sordariomycetes, Sordariales, Chaetomiaceae. Gene Ontology annotation, biological process: [2Fe-2S] cluster assembly.
CCCGCAUCGAGAGCUUUUGAACUUUUUCUCUCAGCAUCCAACACCGUGGCGUCGCCAACCCCUGAUUCCUCAACGCUAUCAUGGCCAACAUCGCGCCAUCGGUCCUCAGGCAGGCAUCACGUCUGGCGUCGAGAUCGUCUGUUUCUACCGCAUCGCGACGUGGCAUUCGGGUCUUGUCGAGGGCAGCGCCCGCGCCCGCGCGCGGCGACUGCAGGAGGUGCUAUGUGACCCAGAGCAAGUCCGACAAUGCUCAGGUCCAAACAGACACGGCCAUCCGGCUGGACCGGGCCGAGCUGGAAAAGGCGGGAGCUACCCUGGAAACAACCCAAAACGGGUCGACGACGCUCGUCAGCCCCAUGGCUGAUGUCCUUAAACAGGCCGUCAAGAUGGACGAAGGCCAGCGGCCCAUCUAUCUCGACAUGCAGGCCACAACACCGGUAGAUCCCCGCGUGCUGGACGCCAUGUUGCCCUAUUACACCGGCAUCUUCGGCAAUCCGCACUCCAGGACGCAUGCUUACGGCUGGGAGAGCGAGCGUGCCGUCGAGCAGGCGAGGAGCCAUGUCGCCAAGCUGAUUGGCGCCGACCCCAAGGAGAUCAUCUUCACAAGCGGCGCCACCGAGAGUAACAACAUGAGCAUCAAGGGCGUGGCCAGGUUCUUUGGCCGCUCGGGCAAGAAGAAGCACAUCGUCACCAGCCAGACGGAGCACAAGUGCGUGCUCGACAGCUGCAGAAACCUGCAAGACGAAGGCUACGAGGUCACCUACCUGCCCGUCAACAGCAAUGGACUGAUCGAUCUCGACAAGCUGAGGGCGGCCAUCCGCCCGGACACGGCGCUCGUCAGCAUCAUGGCGGUGAACAACGAGAUUGGUGUCAUCCAGCCGCUGGCCGAGAUUGGCAAGAUCUGCCGGGAGCACAAGGUCUUCUUCCACACCGACGCGGCCCAGGCUGUCGGCAAGAUCCCGCUGGAUGUCAACGCCAUGAACGUGGACCUGAUGUCCAUCUCGUCGCACAAGAUCUACGGUCCCAAGGGGGUAGGCGCGUGCUACGUCCGCCGGCGGCCGAGAGUCAGGCUGGAGCCCCUCAUCAGCGGCGGUGGACAGGAGCGCGGCCUGCGCAGCGGCACGCUUGCUCCGGCUCUCGUUGUCGGGUUCGGUGAGGCGUGCCGCAUUGCCGCGGAGGAGAUGGAGUAUGACCACAAGAGGAUCAAGGCACUUUCGGAUCGGCUACUCAAGGGCCUCCUGUCGAUGGAGCACACCAACCAGAAUGGUGACCCGAACCACUUCUACCCCGGUUGCGUGAACGUGUCCUUUGCCUACGUGGAGGGCGAGUCGCUUCUGAUGGCGCUGAAGGACGUCGCCUUGUCGUCCGGCAGCGCGUGCACCUCGGCAUCGCUCGAGCCCAGCUACGUGUUGCGGGCGCUGGGCAACAGCGACGAGAACGCGCACUCGAGCAUCCGCUUUGGUAUUGGCCGUUUCACGACCGAGGCCGAGAUCGAUUAUGUCCUGAAGGCGGUCAAGGAGCGCGUCGGCUUCCUCCGCGAGCUCAGCCCCCUGUGGGAGCUUGUCCAGGAGGGCGUCGAUCUCAACACGAUUGAGUGGACUCAGCAUUAGUAGGGGAUAGAUCGCUUAGGGGAGUCCGUGCGGGAGGAAGCUGGCGGGACGGUCGCGGAUUGAUUUUUGGGCGCAACAAGACAAAAUACGCGUGUUACAUAUUUUUAUCGGGCAAUGAGCCCGGCCGGUUCUGGGAACAAGCAAGGCGAUCUGUAUAAUAUCAUAUACCUCUUUGUUGGUCGGCAGCAAGAAUGAUACCACAAGCCACGGCUGGUCUUGGCCUUGGCGGCUGAUGCAGCGUGAAGGGCCUCUGAGUUGUCUAGCUAGCAGCCCGUAUCGGUAACUUUUGGAAGUGCUUGCAAGAGAACAAGUAAGCUAAGAAGUUUAGGACCUUCGG